CCACCUGCUGUUAUGCAGUUUUAGCAUCAGGCUAACGCUGUCGUUGUUUGUUUCGAGCUUGAGAGCCAUGGACGAUAUAUAUUAAUAGAAUAACAGAAUAUGACACUCUACUACAACUAAAUAUAUGAGUACCUUCGCUGUGACUUUUUCGCUAAUAUUUUAAACGCUGCUGUAACCGGGUGACAUGGCAACCGGAGGCGCUCCGUUUGAUGAUGGUGCAGAAGAGUUGCACAACUGGACAGCACCCAAUGGCAGCCUGGAGGACAGACUGAACAACAUGAACUGGGGGAUCCAGCAAAAGAAGGCUAACCGGUCAUCAGAGAAGAACAAGAAAAAGCUGUCGGCAUCAGUGGUGGAGAGCCGACUGACUAAUGAUAUUUCACCGGAGUCCACGCCAGGGGUGGGCCGCAAGAGAGCUCGCACUCCUCAAUCCUAUCCCCAUAUCAAAUACACUACCCAAAUGUCUGUUCCUGACCAGGCUGAACUGGACAAGCUACGUCAGAGGAUAAAUUUUACAGAUCUGGAUGAGAGGAGCAUUGGCAGUGACUCCCAAGGACGUGUUACAGCUGCCAACAACCAGCGGCAAAUGGCUGGAGAGAACAAGAAGCCGUACAACUACCUGCCUCUGCAUGUCAACACUAACAAAAGCAAACAGCUGCUCCAUCCCUCAGCUUCUGCACCAACUACCCCAGCUACCUCCAAGGAAAUGAAAAAGCAAAGUCCUGGGCGCAGGGAAACAUCAAGUUCUGCUGUUCCUCACAAGGAGUCUUCAAGGAUGAGUCAUGGUGGACCAGAGAGAGAGCUUCUAAUGGAGAGAGAGUAUGAGAGACAAGAACCAAGAGUAGACAGCAGCCAGGUGGUGAGCAAGCUGGUGCAGAUUCGGGACUACAUCAGUAAAGUCAGCGCCAUGAGGGACGAUCUGGUGGAAAAGAAUGACGUUCCAGCCAAUGUUGAGCGUCUCUCUUACCUCAUUGACAACCUCAAGGAGCAGGAGAAGUCCUAUUUACGGUUCUUGCAGAAAGUGCUUGCCCAUGAGAAUGACUGUGAUUUGGGGACUCUGGAUUCUGCUGUCGGCUCAGGGUCGCUGGCAGAGAGCUCUUCUCUAAACAUAGAAGUUCAGUCUUCAGAUGCUUCAAAUACAGCAGGUGGCAGGACAGAAGCUGUUGGUGCUGACCAGAAGGAAGAGCUGGAGAAUCUGCGAAAGCAGCAUGAGCUGCUGAAGAAGAUGCUAGAGCAGCAGGAACAGCUUAGGGCCCUUCAGGGACGACAGGAGGCACUAAUGGCCAUGCAACAAAGUGCUGAACAUGCUCUGGCUGUGAUUGAAGACACAGUUGUGACAGAAACAACCGGCAGUGUUUCUGGCCUGAGCAUCACAUCAGAACUAAAUGAGGAGUUAAAUGAUUUGAUUCAGCGUUUCCACAACCAGCUGCAUGAAUCUCAGACUAAAAUGGUGCCAGAUAACCGGCGUCAGGCACAGAGUCUUUCCCUCUCUGGAGAGGUGUCCUUGUCCUGGUCCCGCCCACUCCCUCCUCAACACAGGCCGCUCCUUCACUCUGCUUCUGGCCCCCAUGCCGGCCUGGACACCAGCGAAGUGACUGCCAGUGCCAAACUCACUAAGUUACAGGAGCUUCAAGACAAGAAGCAAACCAUGGACAAGAUCCUGCAAGAGUUGCAUUCACUACGAGACCAGACCCUGAACAAUAACUCAUGUCGUGGCUUGUCAGCACAGUUCAAUCCAAAUAGAGGACUAUCUGCAGAUCACCCAUCAGCUUUCUGCUCAAACACGGCCUCAACCUCUUCUUCCUUUCAGCCUUUGUUCUCACAGCAGGAGAGCUCUGGGUCAUCUGACAAGCUAAGGAAGCUAAAAGAGGUCCAUAAGCGCCUUAAUGAACUGAGGGAGUUGGUUCAGUACUAUGAGCAGACUUCUGAUAUGAUGGUGGAUGCUGUCAAUGAGAAUGUAAAGGAGGCUGACGAUGAUGAUGAGGAGGAAGAUGAGACAGAGGAUGGAUCAAUGUUUGAAACGGUGUUUGAGUUGGAGCAUGAGAAUCACCAGCCUGUCGCAAAUAUUAGAAACCAGCAGCGUAGCGGAAACUGGGCAGACUUGAACAGCCUGACCAAUGGACGCAGUGUCAGGAGUGGCUCAACAAACAACCAGGAUGGGAGACUCAACACCGAGUGUGAAAUCAACAACCGGGCAGCCGCCAACCUCCGCAGCCUCAAAGUCACCACACCCAUAGAGUGCCAGUACAACAGGGACCUUCCCUAUGACCAGGUAAAGGAUGAAAAUGAUGACGAGGAUGGCCUUGAUAACAAUGAAGGGGCACAUGCCAUGCUUCCAGACAGUGUUUCAGAGUCUAGUCGAGGUAGCAGCUUUGGGAGCGGCGCUGGUUUUCCUGCCAAGGUUCACCGCCAGACAGCAAAGCAGAAACUGAGGCAGCUACAGGAGCUGGUGGCCAUGGUUCAGAGUGAUGACACCGAUGGAACAACAGCAAAUGAUGAUGAAGCUUUACAUCAGCAGCCAAAUAACACCAGAGCACCUGUGUGUGGGGCCUCCAAGGGUGGAUCCAAACAGGGUCCUGGAGAUAUUGCACUUACCAGCAAGGCCAGGGAAAAGUUGUAUGAGGAAAAGUUGCGUCAGCAGAAGCAGGAGUUGAGGCAGCUCCACGAAGAGCGACAGAGACUGAUUGAAAUCCAAGGCAAGAUCCAGGACCUGCAGUGGACCUGCCCAGACCAUCUGUCGUCUGUGUCCAGCACAGCCAGUCAGCAGGGUCUGCUAAGAAAGGCUCCAGUUGCGGUUUCCACUCCGGCUAAUGUCAAACCUUCAUCUUCUGGACCUAAAACCAACUUAGCCAUGCUCAAACCCACUGCUCCAGAGGCAGCUUCUUCUUCUGUCACUGACAAUGAGCUUUGGUCAGAAAUGCGGCGGGGACAGAUUUUACGAGAAGAUCUGAGACAGCGGAGGAAGCACCUGGAGUCACUGAUGGCUGAACAUCAGAGGCGUAGUGGUCCCUGUGACUCUCCCUGUCCAAUGGAAGACCAGGAGGGUAGCGCUACACUGUCACACUCUAUUAACAGGGAUGAAAGAACAAUGGCCACAUGGGGUUCCAGUCCUUGCAACCUAGAUGAUGAUGAUGAGGAAGAGGAGGAUUAUCGCUCAGAGAUAUGUGCUGACGAGGAGGAGGAGCAGGAAGAAUGUACAGAAAGUGGCUCAGAGGAUGACAUCCAUGUGUACAGCCAGCGCGCCUUUAUUAAAAGGAAGAAUCAAGGAAGCAAUCUGAAGCCUCCAGCAGGCUUUUCUGGUGACGUUGAGGGUCAUCUACAUAAUGAGACAAAGGUCAAACAGCAGACAAGUAGUUUCAACCAGUCCUCAAGCCAGUCUGGAGGUAUUCGUCGACAGGAGAACCUGCGCUGGGCUUCUGAGCUCUCCUUCGCCGAGGGCACAUCUCACUGGCAAGAGCAGAUAAACCAGCUCCAGAGACAGUUGGACUUCAGCACCAGCAUGUGUCAAACUCUCCUGCAGGACCAGCAGACACUAUCAUACAUGCUACAAACUCUACUGACGGGUCAGUACAACACCCUUCCAAACAACGUGUCAUCCCCUCAAGUCCAGCUGGUGAUGCAUCAGCUUAACCAGUGCUACACCCAGCUCGCUUGGCAGCAAAACAACGUUCAAAGACUAAAACAGGUCCUGAAUGAUCUCAUUCGGCAGCAGGCCUCUUCCUCCUCAGCAGCAGGUUGGCAGACACAGAAACAGAGCUCUGCUCGGGAAUCCAGUCCAGGACCCUCAGCCUCUCCUGGCUUCUUCCUUCCCUUCUCCUCUGCAAUGAACCCUUCGACUGUCAACAUGGCAAACCCUUCCUUAUCUCCAUUCUCUCCCAGCUUCAACCUGUAUCCCACCUUCCCUGGUGCCAUGAGCGAUUUGCCUCUGGGUGCAGAAGGUACAGCUUCAUCUGAACAUCAAAAAAGGGAUCAGAACACAUCAAUGAAAACGGAGUACAUGGGUUUUCCUCCUCCUCUACAUCGCUCUCCUCUUAACACGGCAACAGAAAGACGAUCUGGGACACAACUGAACACCUCCUACACAAACAACAUAACACAACACUCCCUGUCUAAAACAGAGCUGCAAGAAUCUCCUUCCUCAUCCCCUACUUUUAACAAAUACCAAUCAAGGCCGCAGGAGUUUGACAAGGCAUCACAGGAAAGCUUCUGCAGUAUUCCUGACCCUGUUGAUCCCGCCACAGUCACUAAGACCUUCAAGGCUGGUAAAAAAGCCUCGGCUCAAGCAAACUUGGCUUCUUGGAGCAAAACUCCCAAAAAUAGACGCAGCAGGAAGAGCAAAGGACACAAGAACAGUGAAGGCCAUGAUAGUGACAGCUAUAGCAGCACUGCAGAAUCUGUCCAGGAGAGGGCAGCCUCGUCACAUCAUAAAGACCAGAACCAGGCUUUGUUGGACAAACUGACUCAAGAAAAACUGGACAGCAAGACGAAGGUCGGAAGCAAGCGAAAUGACCUCUCCUCUGCUUAUGCUUGGAGAACACCCUUCCUCUCUAACAGAAUUGCAUGCACAGAAGCACCAGAUGCUAGCAGUGACUUCUCCUUGUUUGAGGCUCUGCGGGAAACAAUCUACUCGGAGGUGGCGACGUUGAUAUCCCAAAAUGAGUCCAGACCUCACUUUCUAAUUGAGCUUUUCCACGAGCUGCAGCUACUCAACACAGACUAUCUACGCCAAAGAGCUCUCUAUUCUCUACAGGACAUAGUAACCAAGCACCUGGCAGUGAGGCGUGCAGCGGAGGAUCAGUUACCCCCUCUUGGCUCUGUUGUUUGGACAGCAGGCUCUCAGUCUGAGCUUACGCCGAGCCAGAGUCUGAUCACCAGUGAUGAAGAGGUGUUGGAGAAGAACUUGAGGCAUGCUCAGGACCUAAAGAGGAGAGAAGAUGCAGAAUCUGUUGAUAAUGACAGCAACAUGUCCACCUCUUCCAACCUGGAACCGUUUGCUAAUGAUGACCUUGGCAACACGGUGAUUCAUUUAGACAAAGCUCUGGCAAGGAUUAGGGAGUAUGAGCGCAUGAAGCUUAAAGCCGAGUUUAACCCCUGCAAUGCCAGCACUGCAGGCGCAAACAGGUCUGAAUUGACAAAUGCUAAUGGUGCUUCAUCUAACCCUGCUGAACCAGUGGAAGAAAGUGCAGCCAAUGGUGUGCACUGCCCUCAGAUUGACACCCAGCAGCUGGACCGGCAGAUAAAAGCCAUCAUGACAGAGGUCAUUCCCUUCCUUAAGGAAAAUAUGAAUGAGGUGUGUUCGCAUCAGCUGCUGACAUCCGUCCGCCGUAUGGUGUUGACGCUCACUCAGCAAAAUGAUGAAAGCAAGGAGUUUGUUCGCUUUUUCCACAAACAGCUUGGAGGCAUACUGCAGGAAUCUCUUAGUAAGUUUGUGGGCCGUACUCUAAAGGACUGCGGGGAGGACCUGUUGGUGGAGAUUUCAGAGAUACUCUUCAAUGAGCUAGCCUUCUUUAAGCUGAUGCAGGAUUUGGACAGCAGCAACUCCACCACCAACCUGGGAGCAAAAUACAAAAAUAAGAGAAAAGUCUCACAGAUUCGUAAAACAAGAGACCAAGAGCAGAACACAGAAGCUGGUGCUGCUAAAUCUGUUUCUCCAGCAUUUGCUGAUGAAGACAAGGAUCAAGAUGAAACGGAAAAAGAAGGCUCUGCUUCCCUCCAGGAGACGUAUCUACAGAGAGAGGUGAGGAGCAACAGAGGCAGUGAAACCUCAGAAGGUGAAGAGGAUGAAGGAUGUAUAAAAGGGGUUCCUCUAUCAAUCAGUCUUUCCAAAGCAGAGAGUCAGGCUCUGACGAACUACGGCAGCGGCGAGGAUGAAAACGACGAGGAGGAAAUGGAGGAGUUUGAAGCUGGGCCUGUUGAUGUUCAAACGUCUCUGCAGGUUUUAGCUAAUGGAUGUGCAGAGCAGGAAAUCAGCGCUAUGGCAACAACUAGCUGUGAGGCGCAGAAGACAAACCCUGAACAGAACAGUUCAGAAAAUAAUGAGAUCAGUAAUUCAGCUGAGACCUCGGAUCCCUCAGAUGGAGAACACACUCUUGUGGAGCAGCAGGAAGUUGGGGCUUCUGCUGCCGAGGGGAACUCUGAAAUAUCUCAAGACGUUCCCAAGGAGCCCAGCAGCAGCAGCAGCCCCAACACAGACUCACCUGUUCUUGUUAAUGUUGAUGAGAUCGGAUCCGGAAACACAAGUCAAAAGUCUGAUGAAGAGGACUUUGUCAAAGUGGAUGACUUACCUCUGCAGCUCACAGUGAUGUGUGAGGAGGAGCUUCAGAAGAGAAUAGUAGAGGAGCAGCACAAUAACAACCUCUCUGUGGAGAUCCUGAACAGCAACACUGAACUGCUAACUGGGCUGGUGGGAAAUGCACAGGAGCUGAAGGAACCAGAGACUGCUGAUGCCCAGAAUGUAUAAAGAAAGCUACAGAUCUCAUCCCACCUUCAGUGUUUUUGCUUUUUUCUAAUCUGCUCAUUUAAAGGAGCAAAGUUACGAGUUAGCUGUGAAUCUUUAAAGCUCAACACUAUUUGUUCAUUUUCAAGUUGUUGUUUUUUUCUCUGUUAUGCAUGAAACACUGGAGAGAAAGUUAUUCAAUUUAUUCUCAACCCUUGUUGAUAAAAUAAAUGCUUCCGGUGUUUUUUUUUUUUUUCUGCUUUAUGCAGAUGACCUUUUAUUUUUUUUAAAUACAUUUAUUUAUGCUUUUUCAGAAUUAAACAGACAAGAUAACAAAAAAUAAACAAAUGCAACAAUAACAAAAUUCAAUAAGACAAAACAGUGUCAGCUUAGUGACAAGACAGAGUCAAAGGGAACAACAGACUUUUCUGGAGACAUUGUAUCAAGCAGUUCACCAUAAAACAUGGGAUGUCAAUAAAAGAUGAAAGCAAUAAAUUAUAAUGACAGUAAUAACAAUAAUGAAUAAAAAAGAGAGGAAAAGAAAAGUACAGGUCCAGAUGAGUAGGACAGUCAUUAGCCCAUUAUUUUGUAUGUAUCUAUUAAAAGGACCCCACACAUAAAGGCAAUUAUGAUGGUUGUCUGACAAAGAGUGUCGAAUUUCUUCGAGAUAGAUACAAGACACCAUAGCAUUAAGCCAUUUCUUAAAGCAAGGAGGGGAAGAGCAUUUCCAUUCCUGCAGAACAACCUGUUUUGCAACCACCAACCCAAACAUUACAGCCUGCUGCAGAGCCAUGGGAAGAGUAAUAGAGAAUUUAGAGCAACCUAAAAUUAUCAAAUGCUUAUGUGGAUAAAGAAGUUUGCCAUAAGCGUUAAUAUGAAAUUUAAAUAUCCUGCACCAGAAGUCCAUAAACUUGGUGCAAGAGCAAGACGGAUGACCCAAAGCCCCAUCAUCUGAUUUACAUUUGCCACAUGUUGCCACUGAGAUAGUUUAUUAAGCUUGAUUUUAGAAAAGUGCAGACGAUGGAUAACCUUGAAUUGAAUAAGUUGCAAUCUAGAAUUAAUGGUACUGGUUUUUAUUCUUGACACUCAGAUCCGACAGCUCAUUUGAAACUUCGACUAGUGUAUCAGAAGCCCAGACCUCUUUUAUAUGAUUAGUAGAUGGAGAUGAACUGAAAAUAUUAACAAACUGAGAAAUUAGCUUUUUAGUGGUAGGGGGCUUUUUUUAAAUUUUUUUUUAUAAGUUUGUAGAAACUAUGUUGCACCAAUAUGGUUUCAAAGUGAGGGAAAUGUCUGACAAAAGACCAAAUUUAUAUUAGAGUUGGUAAAGGAAGCAAAGUUAUUAUUGAUGUAUAAAUCCUUAACAGCAAUGCCCUUAUUUAACCAGUACUUAAAAACUACAUCCAUAUUGGCUGGCUUUAAUGUGGUUUUCUGAAAAAUAGGAGCAUAGAUGGAAAAACCACUGAGAUUCAGGAUGGACUUUAUCUGAAUCUUGUCAGAAUCAGAAUCUUUAAUGAUUUUUUUUAGUAUAAAAUUAUCCUUCAGCAAUUGAAAAGGGAAAUAAAAAUUGGAAAACAGUACAGCAGAGAGGAAGUAGUAAGUGCUAAGGAUGCAAGGUUUUCAUUCAGUGGUCAAUUGGGCAAUAGCGAGUCAACCUCUUCACCCCUCAGAUACACAUGACUCCAAAAAACCCGUGUUCUGGUAUUACUAGGACAGAAACAGGAAGGCCUAGAACACCCUCAGCAGUAGGUGAGACUGAAAUUUGAGAAUGUUUGCUGGCCAGGAUAAAAAGAAGUUUCAUGUAAUCAUCUUUAAAAACGAAGCGGUGAGAUAUAUGGGUAUAUUUUGAAAAAGAUAGAGGAAGGAGCUUCCAUUCAUCGACCAUAGACUUAAGUUUGUUGAUUAAAUCCAGAAAGUUAUGUUUAAAAAGGUGUUAAGGGUCCCUUGUGAUAUUUAGACCCAGAUAUUCAAAAUGACUAGUGGAAACUAGUCAUUUUGUCAUAAAUUUUGUCCCAAUUAAUAGUAAAACCGGAAAACUUGCCUAAUUUUUUUAUAAGAGAAAGAAGCAGAGAAAGAUUGACAUCUGAGUCAAGAUACCAGCGUCCACAUAAAGGCCAAUGGGACCAAUCUGUAGCAUAAUCCGAAAUACUGGUGAUCAACGCAUGGAUCCUGAUGGAAAUAGCAACGGUGAGAGACUGCACCCCUGUCUGGUUCUGCGAUGUAAUGAAAAAGAGGCAGACCUGUCAUGAUUAGUCAAAACAGGAGUUGGGGUGAGUGUAGAGCAAUUUUAGUAAUGUCAUAAAUUUAUCACCAAAUUUUUGGAGAACCAAAAACGAACGAUCCCGCUCAAUUUGAACGAAUGCCUGCUGAGAAUCCAAUGAAAUGACUGCAGAGGCAUGAAGGUUACCAUUUGUUUUCAGUGUAAUUUACUGAUUAUAUUUAACUUUCUGUCCUAAAUCCCUUGUUCAGAUAAUUUCUUGGUUGUGGGAUUAGUUUGACAAACGUUUUUUCGCAUGUUUUACUUGUAUUUGCCUGGCCUGCUGUAGCUCAUCUUUUCACCAUAAUCCUAAAGAGUUAACGGUUCAAUCAGCUGCUGUUACAAGAAAUGUAGCCUAAGUAAAAUUAAGUACACCCUCCUAGUUUUAGGGUUUUAUUUGUUUUCUGCUUUUGUGACUUUCAGCCAUGUUCGGCCAAGUUUUUCAUCAUAUGAUUUUCUUUGUUUUUACACCUAAGGUUGGAUUUAAGCAAUUUUAGUACCUUAUGAUUUAUUAAAGCUCUGGAAUUGACAGUGUACUUUUUUUUCUAGUUAUGGGUGUAUGUAUAUAUAGAAAAGGGGCAAAUAGACCGGCUUUGCUGUUAGAUGAAGUGUUUCUUCACACAAGUGAUUCCUCACAGCAUCAUCCUGAAACCUGUAACAUCCUUCUUUUUUUGUGAUAAACUGAAUGACUCUA
This is a messenger RNA of Cyprinodon tularosa, 9384 nucleotides long. It is a transcript of the gene pcm1, whose product is annotated as pericentriolar material 1. NCBI's taxonomy places the organism in Eukaryota, Metazoa, Chordata, Actinopteri, Cyprinodontiformes, Cyprinodontidae. Gene Ontology annotation, biological process: microtubule anchoring at centrosome; centrosome cycle; protein localization to centrosome. Gene Ontology annotation, cellular component: centriolar satellite; centriole; ciliary basal body. The record is from RefSeq and is a predicted model, not a curated record. Bases 185 to 6460 code for a protein of 2091 amino acids. The transcript has 40 exons.